Neodiprion fabricii is the source of this 4124-nucleotide messenger RNA. It is a transcript of the gene Ugt50B3, whose product is annotated as UDP-glucosyltransferase 2-like. The record is from RefSeq and is a predicted model, not a curated record. The transcript has 7 exons. Gene Ontology annotation, molecular function: UDP-glycosyltransferase activity. Bases 1021 to 2598 code for a protein of 525 amino acids. NCBI's taxonomy places the organism in Eukaryota, Metazoa, Arthropoda, Insecta, Hymenoptera, Diprionidae.
GAUAUUGUACGUGUACCGAGAACUGUAAAUGAAAUCGAAACGCGCGUAGGUGAUCAGGUAUAAUCUAGUAUUGCAGGCGCGUCAUCGCUGAGCGGUGUUCACCUGACGGUUGCGAAGAACCAGGACCAGGUCAGGGGGGCCUGAAGAACCACCGAAGGUGGGGUUAACUCUCUCUUGGACUCAACUGAUAAUGAAACUGCUGGCCAGUCACACUUUCACGCUCGCCGCGAUUUGAACUUUUCGCUUAUAACCGCGAAACAAACGAAACUUCCAUACGCGUUUACACUUCCAUGUGCAUAUCUGAUUUUUUUUUGCUUUUCCUUGUAAUUCUCCCACUUCCGUCGAUGUGAUAGGUGGAAAAAAAACAAACGGUUCCAGUAUAAUUGCUUUCGCGUAUUUCAACGUUUCGAAAGUAAACAGCCGAGUUGAUCAAUCGAUUGACACAUGCACGACAUACACGUUUUUAUAUUUCGUUGCUAAAUGUUCGUAACGGGGCCGAAGCGUUAGUGGAAUCACAACGGUAAUAAUAGGUCUGUCUAAAUUAAUCUGCAACCCCCGAUUCGAGUUAUUUACCCGCGUUUAAAAACCGCGAGUGAAGUUAUGUGCUUGUUCGUCGGUACCGGUAAUGCGGCGAUGAACCCAACCGCGGUUCAUUAGUCUAAAGAAAUAAAACCAUUGUCAACAACGCUGGUGUAAAUACAGGGAUGAAUCACUAAAUGGUUAUUAGAACGCAGUGCUGAGCAGUGGAAACAGCAACGAUACACAUACAAAAAAAUCCACGGUUAUUAUCCCACAGGAAAGACUAGCUGCGCUGAAUUGUAUCCGCAGUGACAAGUGCGAAUCUGACAAAAAAUCUGCCACACAAUUAUUCGGAGAACAAACCAAACGUCACCGUUCUGCAGUGAUUCACAUCCCGCAGGAUAACGGAAGGCAAAAGUCUAAGGGAAUAGGGGAGAGCGGUUAACUUCAACUUUAUGACUUUGAAGCUCGUUGGUUCAAAGUUCAACCUUGUCGCUGAUCAUGGGUCGUGAACUCGUACACCUGUUGAUUGCCUGCCUGCACUUCGUAUAUUCCUCACCGCAACCAGCGGAAAGCUACAAUGUAUUGCUGGCCACGAUGGGAGGCACAAAGUCCCACACGGUACCGUUUGUCGCCCUUGGUACUAUUCUGAAGGAGAGAGGACACAACGUAACCCUUUUCAGCGCGUUCACUGGCCCCGCGGCAAAUAACGCACUGCGCGAAUUUGUGCCUCCCGUUUUAGAGGCCUACGUCGGAAACUACACCGCCGAAUGGGAUUUGGUGGGAUCGAGAUUCCGGAACGAACUUCCUCUAUCACCCUGGGACGCGAUGCGGUACGGAUGGGAAGCCUGCGAAGCGCUCCUGCAGGACGAGACGUCGCUUAACUCCCUCAGGAAACCGGAAGGAGAUCCAAGAGCUCGAUGGCACGUCGCGGUGCUUGACGGGACUUAUCCGGAAUGUUUACUGGCGAUUCUGCACAAGGAGAACGUGCCAACGAUCAUGCUGAACACAGUUGCCCUCUACACCGGAUCCAUAACUCGACAGGGUAGCCCGUCGCCGUGGUCGAUCACACCGUACUUCGGAAAGGCUUUCACUCAAGACAUGAAUUUCAUACGGAGAAUCGUCAACGUCGCGUGUUUGAUGACCCUCGAGGUGAUGCACUGGGUCAUGAUUACUGGCUACCUUCAACCCAUUCUGAGGAAACAAUUAGGCGACGACGUCCCGGAUGUCAGGGAUCUGAUAGCUGACGUACCAUUGACGUUUCAAAACAGCCACUACACAGUCGCGGACUCUCUUCCACAUCUGCAAAACGUCGUGAACGUUGCAUGUUUGCAUUGCAGACCGGCAACGGAGCUCAGCACGGAACUUGAAUUAUUUCUGCGAAGAGGUUUCAUCUUCGUCUCGAUGGGCUCCUCGGUGCACGCGGCUGGAAUGCCUGACGCUCUUCGCGAAAUCUUCAUCGCCGCCUUCUCUACUCUGCCUUACAACGUCGUCUGGAAGUGGGAGGGUGGGAAGAUAGAAAAUCUUCCCCCCAACGUCAGGAUAGCCGCGUGGUGGCCGCAGCAGGAGUUGUUGGGCCACCCGAAUCUCAAGGCUUUCGUGUCUCACGGAGGACUUCUUUCCCUACACGAAGCCGCAUUUCACGGGGCGCCGACUCUUGUACUUCCGGUAUUCUGCGAUCACGACGGAAACGCAGCGCAGGCCGAGAAACAAGGCUACGCACUCUUGAUGGACCUCGCCAGCAUCUCGGCGACUGCGCUUCGCGAGGGAAUUUUAAAGGUCGCUUCCCCGAAGAGCAACCCUUACAGAAAUGCCGCGAUACAGAAGAGCAUCCUGCUAAAGGACCUGCCGAUAAAACCUCAGGACUUGGCUACCUGGUGGGUCGAACACGUGGCGAAAUAUCGCGGAGCUGAACACGUUAAGAGCACGAGCAGGCACAUGACGACGAUUCGUUACUAUUCAAUCGACGUAGCUGCGUUCUACGUGAGCCUCGUUACGAUCCUCGUUUACACCCUGAAGAAAUUCACGCUGAGAUUAGUAGUGGCAAAAGGAAACAUCGCUAAGAUGAAAAUCGACUGAUGACCAACCCAGGUUUAUUACAGUGGGAAGAGGAAACGUACGAUUAAGCUGACAAUUAACGACAAUUAACGAAAACGAAAGUGAUCUCUGUCCAAAUCGGACACCGUCACACGAGGAUGUGUAAAUAUGUGUGUUCCUGCGCGGAGAGGAAGUACGUACAUGUAUGAUACAUUCGGUGAACGAUAUUCUAUUACCGAUAGUCAUAAUGCCAACUCCGCCAGGCCUCUACAUGUAAUACAUAUGUAUAUAAUUAUAAACGGUCGUGAAAAGUGAGUGUGGAACCAAAACUUGGACUAUUACGCAAGCGUAUACUUACAUGCAUAUGCAUAUGUAUAUAUAUAUAUAUAUACAUAUAUGCGAGGUUUGUAUAAAAUUUGCGAACAGUUUACACGUAUCACAUUGGUGCUGCGGCGAUGAUUAUUAUUCUAUAGCAACGGCACCUGGUAACGUGCAAUAUGCAUUGAGAAUAAAACCGUAGCGGGAAAGGUGAUCCGAAUUUCACCGCUUCGUAUAAUAAUAAGAUAUAACGUAGCGUGCGUGCUGCAAGAGAAGCUAUUAUAUGUUAUAGAGGCAUUGCAAGCCACUAAUAUCGGCGCUGUUCUUCUGCGCGUGUCGAACGUCGCGCUUUCUAACGCGGCAAUAAAAUUGUAAAGCGGUAGGUAGCCACUGUGAAUAAAAAAAAAAAAAAAAAUGUGUGUGCACAUGUAUAUACUAUAUAGAAUUUAUAAUUUAUAUUGUAGACAUGUAUUGAAUUUAUCGUAAAUCAACGCGAUGUGCCGAACGAAGCGCCGCAGUCACGCUGCUGCGAUAUAUUAUACAUAAUAUUUCGUGUGUUGAAUUUUGUUUUUUUUUUCUCUCUCUUUACUUCUACGUUGUAAAUUAGAAAUAGGUAUAAUUCUUAUCGCAUGUACGUGUAUAUGUUUGUUGUAUAUGCAUAUAGUUUUAGUGUAAGCAAUUUUAGUGACACACACGCAGAUAUGUUUAAAAAUCGAAAGUUUUCCAAUAACAUGACGUAACUUUUGUUUUAUGUAGGUACCGUAACAUUCGCGUGUAUAUUUAUAUAGUAUAUAGUGUGUAGUAUAGGAGUGGACGAAACUUGUGGUUGAACGUUUCUAUAUAUGUACAUACGCGUGAUCCUUGAGAAACGUGUAAAACUUCAGCAUUUUAAUAUCUUACACAUAUCCUCUGCGAAGUUCCUGCGGCGAAUAAGAACUUUUGAGGAAAUAAUUUUUUAUUAUUUUCAACUUCUCUUGCUUCUGUACCUACUAUUUUGAUUAUUAAUCUUUUUUCCUCUCUUUGAACGUCGUUCGUCUCAAUUUGUUUUUACGCAGACGUGGAAAUAAUUUCGAUUUGGUCACGCACGGUUAACUGUUUAUUAAUUUUCAUGAAAAAAAAAAAACUACUUGUGUUACCUAUAAAUAAUUUUUAUCACAGAUUGUUUUAGUUUUAAAUUGAAUAUGUUGAAAUAUUUAUUUAUAAGUAGAUCGUUGGUAAUAAAUUAAGUGGAAAAAGUACAAGACACGUAU